Molecule: messenger RNA, 2147 nt
Organism: Phragmites australis (common reed)
Lineage: Eukaryota; Viridiplantae; Streptophyta; Magnoliopsida; Poales; Poaceae
Product: heat stress transcription factor A-3-like
Exons: 2
Coding region: 313-1881 (522 amino acids)
Biological process (GO): regulation of transcription by RNA polymerase II
Cellular component (GO): nucleus
Molecular function (GO): DNA-binding transcription factor activity; RNA polymerase II cis-regulatory region sequence-specific DNA binding
Source: RefSeq, a predicted model, not a curated record
GCAAACCCCACCCGCCUCCCCUCUCCCGUGUGGUGCCUCGCCUGCUCGCCCUGUGGUCCGCAGCCACGCCGGCCAAGUGGCCGGAAUCCAAACCGGGCCCCGCUGCGAUUGCCCGGCCAAUACCUCUCAAAAACACAGCCGUCCCUGUUGUCUCAGCGUGCCAGCCGCCGCACGCACGCACGCGCGCGCGGAGCGCCGGGUCUCCCUGCUGUCCCCGGCUGUCCACGCGGAGCGUUCGCUGAUGGGCGCUUCACUGUAUGUCGGUUCCACCCGAAGCCUAUAAAUUCACCACCGCCCCGCUCCUCGCCGCCAAUGUCCUCCCCUUCCCGGCGCGCUUGCACCCCGCACCCAUCGUAUGCAGCCAUGGACGGCGCCCAUGCCGACGCGAAUACCCCCAACGCGCCCUACGCCGCCGCCGCCGGCUCCUCAAUGGAGGCCGCCGCGCUGCUGCUAGAGCCCAAGCUCGAGGACGAGGCGACGCUGCAACUAUCGUCCACUGGCCCCUUGGUGCCCCUGGACCAGCUGAUGCCGGGGCCGGGGCCGGGGCCGGCGGUGGCGGUGCCGGCCGAGCCGCCGCGGCCGCGGCCGCUGGAGGCGCUGCUGCAGGGCCCGCAGCUGCCGCCCUUCCUGUCCAAGACGUACGACCUGGUGAGCGAGCCGGCGCUGGACGGGGUCAUCUCCUGGGGCGCCGCCGGGAACAGCUUCGUGGUCUGGAACCCCUCCACCUUCGCGCGCGACGUGCUGCCGCACCACUUCAAGCACAACAACUUCUCCAGCUUCGUCAGGCAGCUCAACACCUAUGGUUUCCGUAAAGUUCAUGCUGACAGAUGGGAGUUUGCUCAUGAGGAUUUCCUGCGAGAUAGCAAGCAUCUGUUGAAGAGGAUUGUCAGGCGCAGGUCCUCCCCAAUGCAACAGAGCAGCAUUCAGCCUAGCUCUUCUUCUGGAGAAUCCUGCCUGGACCCUGAGCUCCACACGCUGAGAAGAGAGAAGAACGCAUUGCUUGAGGAGGUGGCCGGGCUAAAACAGGAGCAUCGUCAGACAAUUGAGCACAUGAGCACGCUGAAUAACAGGCUGGAAUCAGCAGAUGACCGGCAGAAGCAGAUGAUCUCUUUCCUGGCUAAGCUCGUUCAGAACCUGAGUUUCGUGAGGCAACUGAAGCUGCACAGGGAGCAGAAGGAGAUCGACUCCACAAGGGUGAAAAGAAAGUUUCUGAAGCAUGUACCACAUGGCAGCAUAGACUCAGGUGAGUUCAGCUCACAGCAUACCGGAGAGAGUGGUUCGUAUUUUCCUGCAAGUUCCCCUAUGGCUACAAGCGUGCACGACGACAUUGCAGACUUUCAGAAUUUUCUUUUGGAAGAUGACGACUUCAACUGUGGUAUGCAUCCAGACAACAUUGGGCUUGAAGGAGUCGAUGCACUGGUUCAGGGGUUUGACACACAAGAGGAACUUGAGCUUGGCAGUGGAGCUGAGCUACUUGAGAUGCCUCCAGCUUCUGGUCCGCUUGGCCAAGAUCCCACAAUUGUCUGGUCCACGGGAAAGAAUGUGCUGUUUCCAGGAUUGGAUGCUACCUCUUCUGAAGCCGACUGCCUAGGAUCGUUAUCCGACAAUAUGGGGGUGUUUCCAGGCACCAUAUUACAGACAACAGGCAAGAUGAUGAGCGCUGAUGAUGAGCAAAUGUGGGGUGUGGAUGUUUCAUCAGCUUUGCAAAGCUCUGGCAGUGGCACUUGUCAACAAGCCUUCAGUAGCCUCACUAGCGAUACCUAUCUAAUGGACAUGACCAACAAGCUUGAGAAAUUCUGGGACCUUGAUUUCCAGGCACUGGAUGAGGGAGAUCUGCAGCUGGACAAGUGUGCUAUUGACGACCCUAGUCUUCAGCAGUAACAGCAACGAAAUAUGAAGAAACCGUAGAUCAAUUACCGUGUGAGAGAAUAGGGUGUGAUGCUUUAUCCACAUAAGUACUACAAUUAGCUAUGGACAUAGCUGUAGUUAUUUUGAUAUUUAGGAUGCUUCUGAACUCCUAGAUAUGUUCACUAUGGCACUAAGAAAUAGUAAUACGUUUUUGUUUCCCAUUCAUUCAUGCUAGCGUUUUUUAAUGGAAACUUAUAUCCUAUGAUUUGUUCAGAGCAGCUGAUAACUGCUCCGGCUGA